Messenger RNA from Knipowitschia caucasica, 279 nucleotides. The record is from the annotation of a GenBank genome assembly. Lineage: Eukaryota; Metazoa; Chordata; Actinopteri; Gobiiformes; Gobiidae.
AUGCCAAAUAUAGGGUUUCAAAACCUUCCUCUUAACAUCUACAUUGUGGUGUUUGGAACAGCAAUAUUCGUCUUCAUCCUCAGCCUCCUCUUCUGCUGCUACUUGAUAAGACUACGGCACCAGGCACAUAAAGAACUUUAUGCUUACAAACAAGUCAUCCAAAAGGAGAAAGUGAAAGAGUUAAACUUGCAUGAGAUCUGUGCGGUGUGCUUGGAGGAGUUCAAACAGAAAGAUGAGCUGGGGAUCUGUCCAUGCAAACACGCUUUUCAUCGAAAGUAA